CACCACGCACGUAGCGCUCGCACCCCAACAACACCAACAGCACAAGCAGAGGACACUGACAGCAGGCCCAGAAAGCGGAUUUGCGGAUUGAAAAGUGCGAUUUGGGCGGAACGAGUCCAGUUUGGCGAAAGGAAGCGACGUUCUCGGGUUUCAGGACAGAGCGAGAGUCGGCCGAGAUGGGUGGCAAGUACUCGUCCCUCAAUCCCAUGGAGGUCGACGUGCCUGACAUCAAGCAACUGCUCGACAGGGACGGCUACCUCAAGCCCUACGAGGCCGAAAUAAGACGCAGGUAUGCCGUCUUCAAGGACUACGUGGACAAGGUGUCCGAGCAGGAGGGCGGCAUCGCCAAGUUCACGCAGGGUUACGAGUACUUCGGCAUGCAUUUCAACCCUGACAACUCGGUCACCUGCCGCGAGUGGGCUCCUGGAGCUGUCAACCUCUACCUGGCGGGAGACUUCAACAACUGGAACCGGACGAGCCACCAGUUCCACAAGCUGCCCUUCGGCAAGUAUGAAAUUAUCAUUCCGCCCAACGAGGACGGAAGCUGCGCUUUGAAGCACCUGUCUGAAGUCAAGGUCAUUGUGCAAAAGCCAAACGGAGAGUUGCUCGACCGACUGUCUCCAUGGGCUGUGUACGUGACUCAACCGCCCAAACACGAAUCUCUUACGUACAAACAGAGAGUCUGGCAUCCCCCUGCUGAACAGAAGUACAGUUUCCGGCAUCCAAAGCCAAAGAGGCCGGAGAGCAUGAGAAUUUACGAGUGCCACGUAGGAAUCGCAACUCAGGAACACAAAGUCGGCACCUACAACGAGUUUGCUCAAAAUAUCAUUCCAAGAAUAAAAAAACAAGGCUACAACACAAUCCAGCUCAUGGCAAUCAUGGAACACGCUUACUACGCUAGUUUUGGUUACCAAGUCACCAGCUUCUACGCCGCCUCAAGCCGGUAUGGCACACCGGAGGAGCUAAAGUUCCUGAUUGACACCGCGCACGAGCACGGUAUUUACGUGCUGCUUGACGUCGUCCACUCGCACGCGUCUAAAAACACUUUGGACGGUCUGAACAACUUUGACGGCACCAACAGCUGCUUCUUCCACGAGGGACCAAGAGGAGAACACACCCUCUGGGACAGCAGACUCUUCAACUAUUCAGAAUACGAAGUUCUGCGAUUUUUGCUUUCAAACCUUCGCUGGUACACAGACGAGUACGGCUUUGACGGAUUCCGGUUCGACGGAGUGACUUCAAUGCUGUACCACAGCCACGGGAUGGGCGAAGGCUUCAGCGGCAACUAUGACGAGUACUUCGGCUUGAACACUGACACGGAAGCCGUCGUCUACCUGAUGCUUGCCAACUACAUGCUGCACGACCUCUACCCUGAAAUCACCACAAUCGCAGAGGACGUGUCUGGAAUGCCAGCUAUGUGCAGGCCUGUGUCAGAGGGAGGAAUCGGCUUCGACUACCGCCUCGCCAUGGCCAUCCCUGACAAAUGGAUCAAACUGCUUAAGGAGGUCAGCGACGAACACUGGGAGGUGGGCCAUAUUGUCCACACCCUCUCGAACCGCAGGUGGAUGGAGAAGACGGUGGCCUACGCUGAAUCUCACGAUCAGGCGCUGGUCGGAGACAAAACGAUCGCGUUCUGGCUGAUGGACAAAGAGAUGUACACACAUAUGUCCGUUCUGUCCGAGGGCAGUCCCAUCAUCGACCGCGGCCUCGCUCUGCACAAAAUGAUCAGAUUGAUUACGCACGCACUCGGUGGAGAGGCCUACCUCAAUUUCAUGGGCAACGAGUUUGGUCAUCCGGAAUGGCUCGACUUUCCUCGGGAGGGCAACAAUGACUCUUUCCACUACGCCAGGCGCCAGUGGAAUUUGGUAGAUGACGCCAAUCUCAAGUACAAAUACCUCAACUUCUUCGAUGAGGAUAUGAACAAAACCGAAGAGCAUUUCGGAUGGCUCCACAAGGACCCGGGCUACGUGAGCUGGAAGCACGAGGCCGACAAGGUGAUCGCCUUCGAGCGGGCUGAGCUACUGUUCGUGUUCAACUUCCACCCGGAGAAGAGCUUCACCAACUACCGGCUCGGCGUUGACCUGCCGGGCGAAUACCGCGUCGUCCUCUGCUCGGACGACGAGCGCUACGGAGGUUUCAAGAGGGUGGACACCACCAUCUUGCACUCUACCUUCAACGAAGGACACGCUAACCGGAGAUACUCUCUACAGGCGUACUUGCCGAGUCGCACGGCCAUUGUCUUCGCCAGGAGGUAGACUAACGAGAGAAGCUUACCAUUAGCUCUAGUGGUGGCCACUUUAAAAGCAUAUAGUAUUUAGGUGUUGGAACAGCUUGUUCAGUUAAUGUAUCAUAAAUUAUGUGCCAGCUUUAUAUAAAAGCAGUCGUUUGUCUCUGUGACAGUCGUUAGACGUGCCAUAUUUUUUUAAAAUUUUGGUUUUGCAACCACCUGCAAAUUUUAUACACCGUUAUUUUUUAAAUACCAAAGUUUAGAAAACUGUAUACACCUCCCAUGUGAUUUGAGAACUGAAUUAUCUGCGUCAUUGAACUAAUAAAAGGUGUUCAGAGAGGAA
Messenger RNA from Cloeon dipterum, 2570 nucleotides. It is a transcript of the gene AGBE, whose product is annotated as 1,4-alpha-glucan-branching enzyme. Gene Ontology annotation, cellular component: cytoplasm. The transcript has 14 exons. Gene Ontology annotation, biological process: glycogen biosynthetic process. Lineage: Eukaryota; Metazoa; Arthropoda; Insecta; Ephemeroptera; Baetidae. Gene Ontology annotation, molecular function: 1,4-alpha-glucan branching enzyme activity; hydrolase activity, hydrolyzing O-glycosyl compounds; cation binding. Bases 177 to 2255 code for a protein of 692 amino acids. The record is from RefSeq and is a predicted model, not a curated record.